CAGACUUCCUUCUAGACUCUUCGUCUCCUUGUUUAAAUAUCUAUCUCAGACGAUCAAAAGUGUGACAGAUUUUCAUUGGUGAAAAUAAUAGCGUUUUGGGUUUCUGGGGUCUGUGUUCUAUUCAGUUGUCAGGAUCAAUUUGUUUAUUCAGGCGCAAGGUUUAUUAGCAAGAGGAAUGGCCGCCAUGGCAGCUGCAAGGGGCGCUCGAAGGUCAAUCAUUCCGGCCGUGAAGAAACAUCUUGCAGGUUACGCUCGUGCAGGAGAAGUUCAAGUACCCCGCUGCUUAUCUACGGCCUCAAUGAAAGGUUACAGGCCAGAGGAUGAUUCCUCACUGCAAUAUGAGGGCCAGGAACGCCAGGGUGUGGAUGUUCGCCGAAGGGAUUUUUCUGAACUCUUUAACAUUCCCUUUUAUCCGCUGAGGGGCUUGGGUUUGGGAGUGGAUGAGCUCUUCAAUAACCCUUUUACAGUGGCGUCUCGCGGAAACGUGGAUGUAAGAAAGCCGUGGGACGCUGUGGAAGACAAAGAUGCUCUGCAUCUGCGGGUGGACAUGCCCGGACUUGGCAAAGAUGACGUUAGGGUUUAUGCGGAAGAGAAUUCGCUGGUGAUUAAAGGGGAAGCACAAUCUGAUGGAGAGUUGGACGGCAGUGGUAGGAAAUACAGCAGCCGCAUUGACCUCCCUCCUAAAGUGUAUAAACUUGAUCAGAUUAAAGCCCAGAUGAAAAAUGGUGUGCUCAAAGUUACCGUUCCAAAGUUCAAGGAAGAGGAGAUCAAGAACGUUAUCAAUGUAAAUAUUAGUUAGAGAUCUGUGUUAUUUUAUAGCUGAAAUCGGCAAGAUGAUUUUGAGUUGUUUUGAGAACAUAAUAAUGUGCAAGUUGAGAAUGUAAUGGAAGUUGUUGGGGCGUUUUGGAAUAUCACUAUAAAUAGAUGGGAACACUGAUCUGGAAAAAUUUCCAAUAAAAGCUCUCGUUAUUUUUAUCGA
Messenger RNA from Cryptomeria japonica (Japanese cedar), 979 nucleotides. Its product is annotated as small heat shock protein, chloroplastic. The coding region runs from base 176 to 799 and encodes 207 amino acids. The transcript has 3 exons. NCBI's taxonomy places the organism in Eukaryota, Viridiplantae, Streptophyta, Pinopsida, Cupressales, Cupressaceae. The record is from RefSeq and is a predicted model, not a curated record.